Molecule: messenger RNA, 1463 nt
Organism: Ornithorhynchus anatinus (platypus)
Lineage: Eukaryota; Metazoa; Chordata; Mammalia; Monotremata; Ornithorhynchidae
Product: dynein light chain roadblock-type 2-like
Exons: 3
Coding region: 10-348 (112 amino acids)
Biological process (GO): microtubule-based movement
Cellular component (GO): cytoplasm; centrosome; cytoplasmic dynein complex
Molecular function (GO): dynein intermediate chain binding
Source: RefSeq, a predicted model, not a curated record
GCCGCCGCGAUGCCCCUCGGAGACCGCGGCCGCGGUUGGCCUCUCCGCCGGCUUCGCUCCGCCUUGCGAGGGUCCGAAGCAGUCCUACAGAGGAUUCUGUCCCACAGAGGGGUUGUUGGAGCUAUGGUGAUAAGGGCAGAUGGCAUUCCACUUAAAACGAGCCUAAAUUACACUACAACAGUUCAAUAUGGAAGGCAUCUUCAUCACCUUAUAGAACUAGCAGGAUACGCUGUGAAAGAAUUUAAUCCUCAAGAUGCCCUAACUCUUCUGAGGAUUAGAACAGAGAAAUAUGAAAUCUUGGUGAUCCCAGAUAAUUUAAUAUUUCAAGCGACUUUUUGUAACUUUUAAAACAACUCACAUCCUUAUACAUUUGCCAUGAAGUGCUGUUUCGAACUAUAUCAGGCAGCUAUUCGGACCUAAGUCAAUCACAGCCAAAAAUCUUAAGUGAGACAUCUACCUUGGCUUUCGAUUCUGAUGGCUGGAUGAAGUGGAUGCAACAACGCUUACUUAAGACCUCUACAGUCCUUACAGUCCUCUAGACUGUAAAUGCUUGUUUCGGGCAGGGAACACGUAUUGUACUCUCCCAAGGGCUUAGUACAGAGCUCUAAACACAGAAAGCACUCAAUGAAUACCACUGAUUGAUUGGUAAAAUGGCACUCCGGCCCAGACCAUCUCCCUGAAACCUCGCUUGGCACAUAUCAUCUUUCUCCUCCAAACCAGUGGGGCGCAGUGGAAUCAGCACGGACCCAAGAGUCCGGUGACCCGGGUUCUAGUUCCGGUUCUGCCAUUUGUCUGUCGCGUGACCUUGGGUAAAUCACACUCACCUUCUCUGGGCCUCAAUUUUCCCGUACAUUCCCUGCUUGAAGUAUUUGUUCCACCCGAGCCGACCUCCAACCUGUGCUCUCAGCUCAGCUCACUCAUACCGUCCCUGAAACUGAGAGCUCCCUUCUCUCCCUGACCCCUGCCCUGAACUCCACCAGACCUUAAUCCUCCUCACCUCUGAAGGCCUCUUAAAAUCCCACCUUUUACAGCAAUACUUACCCAGGUAAUUAUCCCUAUCCUGAAUGUAGCAACCCAUCAUCUGCGUCUAGGGUUCUGUGUUUAUUUUUAGUCAACUGCCUUUACGAUGUAGGUAUUAUCCAUUGAAAAUGCAAUUCGUGUACGACUAAUAUUCUUAUAGAACAUUCACUUGAUUUAUUUUGAUUCCCCUGUCAGUCUCCUCCCCUAGAGUGUAAGCUUCUUGUGAGCAGGGAAGGUGGAAGAGAAGGAAGAGGAGACAGUAGAGCUGUGAGAAAGGGAAGGAAGAACUUUGCAAAGUUCAUGCCCAGUGGUUUCUAUUUUACCCUGAAAGAAGUUGGUGAUAUCAGCAGGACUUUGGGAGAGAGGCAGUGGGAGUACUGGAGGCUUCAAGAAGGAGUUGAAGUUGGCAAUAGUUGGUGAGGCUGCAGGCGUGGGGGUCAGUG